AUGGCUAUCUUUCCUCAAGCAAGAUACUUCAAUAAGAAGCUGGCUCUGUCCUGCUCCCUCAUCGCCUUGUCAUCCUUCAACUAUGGUUUCGACAACCAGGGGUUCGCAACAACGCAGGCCAUGGAUGCCUUUCAACGCCAGUUUGGAGUGUAUGACUCUUCCAAAGAGAAGUAUGUCAUAGAACCAUAUUGGCUCUCUCUGUUCAAUAGCUUGAACUACAUUGGAUUCGCUGCAGGUGUUGUCAUCGGUAGCUUGAUUAGCAAAGCAUUUGGCCGCAGGAUGUGCAUGUUUUGCAUGAGUGGCUUCGCCCUAGUUACCGCGACCAUAUCCGUCACCUCAGUGAAAAGAGAACAAAUUAUGGCUGCGCGUAUAUUGAACUAUCUCUACGUCGGCAUGGAAUUGUCAGUCAUUCCAGCGUAUCAAUCUGAGAUUGUGCCUGCAUCCGUCCGCGCAUUCAUCGUCGGGACAUACCAACUGAGUCUCUUGGUGGGUGGGCUUAUCGUCAAUUCUGUUUGCCGGGGCACCAGUAGUCUGGAGGACAAUCGUGCAUGGAGGAUUCCAAUUGGUCUAUUUUAUAUCGUUCCGAGUAUCAUCCUCAGCCUCAUCUGGUUCAUCCCGGAGUCCCCAAGGUGGCUGGCAUUGCAAGGCCGAAAUGACGAGGCGAAGAAGAGUCUGCGCAUCCUCCGGGAAGGAGCGUUUUCCGAAGACGAAAUCGAAAACCAGUUUGCCGAACUUCAAUAUGCCUUGGAAAUGGAGCAGGAGAAAGGUGCUUUCAUUGAAAUCUUCCAAAGCUUCAAUCUGAAGCGCACUCUCAUUGUGUUCGUGGUCAACUUUUUUCAGCAAGCCACCGGACAAGCAUUUGCAUCCCAAUACAGUACGAUAUAUGUCAAGUCUCUGGGCACGAUCGAUCCUUUCAACUUUUCUCUCAUCCUGGCUGCUGUCAAUAUUGUCGCCAAUACCUCCUGUCUCCUCGUGGCAGAUAAAUUGGGUAGAUGGUACAUUGAUUCUAGAAAUCUUCUCUUGGCCGGUGCUGCUGUCCAAACUGCGGCUCUCAUGGUGAUGGGCGGGCUAGGGACUGCCGAUCCAGUCACUGAUCCCUUGAAGAUCGGUAUCAUUUCGAUGCUUGCUCUCAUGACGGCCGGAUUCUCCCUGGGAUGGGCUCCAUUGACAUACGUUGUGACGACGGAGUUGCCGGCUUUGCGUCUUCGUGACUACACGCUCCGAGUGGGCUUUGUGGUCAACGUGGUCAUGAACUUUGCGGUUAACUUCAGCAUACCAUAUCUGAUUGACGCCAAAUACGCUGGGCUUGACUCCAAGGUCGGGUUCAUUUUCGGUGCCAUAGCCGUGUUGGCAUUCCUCUUCACUUGGUUCUUUGUUCCAGAAUGCAAAGGAAAGACGCUGGAACAGGUUGAUAUCAUGUUCAACAACGGUAUUGCUUUAAGAAAAUUUGGGUCAUACAAGUUCCCGGAUCUAGUUACAGGAGAUGAGAAGAUGGCGCAGGUCUUGCAAAAAGAACCCAACGUGACGCUUGUGGAAAACCAGGUCUAG
This is a messenger RNA of Rhinocladiella mackenziei CBS 650.93, 1548 nucleotides long. RefSeq lists its product as uncharacterized. Bases 1 to 1548 code for a protein of 515 amino acids. Gene Ontology annotation, molecular function: carbohydrate:proton symporter activity. Gene Ontology annotation, biological process: transmembrane transport; carbohydrate transport. The record is from RefSeq and is a predicted model, not a curated record. Lineage: Eukaryota; Fungi; Ascomycota; Eurotiomycetes; Chaetothyriales; Herpotrichiellaceae. Gene Ontology annotation, cellular component: membrane. The transcript is spliced from 3 exons.